Aspergillus steynii IBT 23096 is the source of this 1524-nucleotide messenger RNA. Its product is annotated as MFS general substrate transporter. The record is from RefSeq and is a predicted model, not a curated record. Gene Ontology annotation, molecular function: allantoate transmembrane transporter activity; dipeptide transmembrane transporter activity. Gene Ontology annotation, cellular component: plasma membrane. The transcript has 7 exons. Gene Ontology annotation, biological process: dipeptide transport; transmembrane transport; tripeptide transport. NCBI's taxonomy places the organism in Eukaryota, Fungi, Ascomycota, Eurotiomycetes, Eurotiales, Aspergillaceae. Bases 1 to 1524 code for a protein of 507 amino acids.
AUGGAAAAACAGCAUAGCAACAGCGCGCCCGAGCUGAGGCCUGAGGUGGAUGAUCUCAAACUCCACCCAGAGCCUUCCGUCGUGCGAGAUGUCGAUAUUGGUCAUAUGCUAGAGGUAGAUGCGACACCAGAGCAGGAAAGAAAGGUUCUAUGGAAGCUUGAUAUGAUAUUGAUCCCGUUGAUGGGGGUCUGCUACAUGAUGCAGUACAUGGACAAGUUAGCUCUGAGUCAAGCCACGCUCUUCAACCUCCGUGAGGAUUUGAAUCUCAAAGGCACCGAGUAUACCUGGACCUCUGCCAUCUUCUACUUUGGAUACUUUGCCUGGAGCUGGCCUAGUUCUUAUCUGAUCGUGCGCCUACCGAUCGGAAAGUAUUUAAGUGUCUCGGUAUUUCUAUGGGGAGGGUUCCUUCUCUGCCACGCCGCGGCGAAGAAUUUCGGAGGGUUGAUGGCUGCCCGAUUUUUCCUGGGAGUAGGCGAGGCUGCCAUAGCCCCUGGGUUCUCCUUGAUCACCGGGAUGUUCUACAAACGAGAAGAACAACCAGCACGACAAUCCGCCUGGUUUCUCGGAAACUGCAUUUCCACCGUCAUCGGCGGCGUGGUGGCCUACGGCAUCGGCACCAUCGAAAUCCACAGCAUCGCCAGCUGGCAGCUCCUCUUCCUCUUCCUCGGUGCCAUCACCGCGGGCAUCUCGUUCUUCUUAAUCGUCUUCCUCCCCGACUCGCCUAAAAAUGCAAUCUUCCUGACGAAAACCGAGCGCGCGAUUGCGCUUCAACGGACACUCAAGAACAAAACAGGCGUUAUGGACGCAGGAUCAUUCAAAUGGGGUCAAGCAUGGCUGGCCAUCCGGGACCCUCAGACUUGGUUCCUGGUUCUGUAUACGUUCUGCGUGAACCUCUGUAACGGAGGCGUCACCAGCUUCUCUUCAAUCAUCAUCAACGGCUUCGGCUUCUCGCAGAUCAAAUCCCUCCUGAUGCAAAUGCCUCUCGGAGCCGCACAGGUCGUCUUCCUGACCUUAACAGCGGCCUUCGCAACCUUCGUCCCCAACACCCGUAUCCUCAUGAUGAUUCUCAACACUAGCGUGUCAAUGAUCGGCAUGAUUCUCGUCUGGAAGCUCGACGAAGAUAACCAAAAGGGCCGCCUGACCGGCCUCUCCCUGGGUGCCGUCUUUGCGGUCAACAUCCCCCUCUCCCUGAGUAUCAUCAGUUCGAAUGUCGCCGGGUUCACGAAGCGGAGUACCACGAGCGCGUUGCUGUUCGUGGCCUACUGUGUGGGAAAUAUCGUUGGACCGCAGUUUUUCGUGGAGAGUGAGGAACCGCAUUAUCCGACCGGUAUGAAAGCUGCUAUUUCGGGUUUUGCGCUGGGCGCGUUCUUCCUGAUUUGCUUGUUAGGUUAUUAUGUGUUUGAGAAUCGGCGGAGAGAUGCAGUCUAUGGUCCUGCGACGGAAAUGAGUGAGAGCGAGGAACUUGCACAGGGGCUGUCGAAUAAGACGGACUUGGAGAUUGAGAGUUUCCGGUAUGUUAUGUAG